Messenger RNA from Gadus macrocephalus (Pacific cod), 1865 nucleotides. RefSeq names its product mitochondrial calcium uptake 1 (gene micu1). The coding region runs from base 1 to 1080 and encodes 359 amino acids. Gene Ontology annotation, molecular function: calcium ion binding. The transcript is spliced from 9 exons. The record is from RefSeq and is a predicted model, not a curated record. Gene Ontology annotation, cellular component: uniplex complex. Gene Ontology annotation, biological process: mitochondrial calcium ion homeostasis; calcium import into the mitochondrion. NCBI's taxonomy places the organism in Eukaryota, Metazoa, Chordata, Actinopteri, Gadiformes, Gadidae.
AUGGCACGGGGUGUGAGGGGAGUGCAGUGCGAGUUUAAGCGCAGUGCAGAGAAGAAGCAGCGACCAGAUCUCUCGCUCUCGCUCUCGCUCUCGCGCUCUCUCUCUCUCUCUCUCUCUCUCUCUCUCUCUCUGGCUCUCUCUCUGGCUCUCCCUCAUUGUGCGUUCCGCUCUGGUGAGCAGAAGAUAGCCCAGGAGCGGGAGAAGUUUGCGGACGAGGACAGUAUAUUCUUCUCGCUGGGAGAAUGUGGCCUCAUCUCCUUCUCAGACUACAUCUUUCUCACUACCGUCCUCUCCACUCCCCAGAGGAACUUUGAGAUUGCCUUCAAGAUGUUUGAUCUGAACGGAGAUGGAGAGGUCGAUCUGGGAGAGUUUGAGCAGGUCCAGAGCAUCAUCCGCUCCCAGACCAGCAUGGGCAUGCGCCACCGCGACCGCUCCACCACGGGGAACACCCUGAGGACGGCGGGCUGCAGCUCCGCCCUCACCACCUACUUCUUCGGCGCCGACCUCAAGGGGAAGCUGACCAUCGGCAGCUUCCUGGAGUUCCAGAGGAAGCUGCAGCACGACGUGCUCAAGCUGGAGUUUGAGAGGAAUGACCCUGCGGAGGGGCGGAUCAGUGAGAGGCAGUUCGGAGGCAUGCUGCUCGCCUACAGCGGCGUCCAGUCCCGCAAGCUCAAGCAGAUGCAGAAGGGACUGAAGAAAAUGUUCAAAGAUGCCCAGGGCAUCACGUUCGAGGAGGUGGAGAACUUCUUCACCUUCCUGAAGAACGUCAACGACGUGGACACGGCGCUCAGCUUCUACCACAUGGCUGGAGCCUCCAUUGAUAAAGCCACCAUGAAGCAGGUGGCCCGCACCGUAGCCAAAGUCGAGCUGUCCGACCACGUGUGCGACGUCGUCUUCGCCCUGUUCGACUGCGACGGUAACGGGGAGCUGAGCAACAAGGAGUUCAUCGCCAUCAUGAAGCAGCGUCUGAUGCGUGGCCUGGAGAAACCCAAGGACAUGGGCUUCACGCGGCUGGUGCGCGCCAUGUGCAAGUGCGCCCAGGACACCGCCUGGGACUUCGCCAUGCCCAAGACGCAGUAGAUCCCCGGGUACGGACGGACAGACAGACGGACUUGUGGGUGGGGGUCAUGGAUGCACCGUCUGGGUGGGAAACCAAAGACUGGAUUCCUUUUUGGGAAUUUAAACAACGGGACAAAGAAAAGCAUAUGUAACAUGAAGUCCCCUCCGCCCCGAGAUGAUGGCUUACUUACCGCGCAUGUCAGUGUGGCUAGAGCUUUACCAGCGCUCCCUUUAGCAUGCUCCACACCGCCACGGCUAAUCAGAGGCUUCUCAUGCGUCUUGUGUUCCCUGGGGAAAAGCAUCGUGGGUAUUUGGGCGCUGCAAACGUUUUGUAUUUAUCUUUUGGGCCUUUUGGUUGAAUGCGGAAGGGCAGGGCCAACCCUAGCAGCCGAGAGUGACCUUUGCUUUGUUUUUUUGUUCCGAAUAAGAGCACUUUUAUAGCCAUUGUUGAUAACAAUUUAAGGGUCUGACGGAUACCAUCAAGUCAAGGAGCUGGGAUGGCCCCCCACGGUCACCAAGCCCCCGCACAUCGUCCAUGGUUUGUGUUGGACAGUUAUGGAUCUUGGUCUUUAAACCUGUAUGAACAUUCGACAUGUUAUGUAUAACGGUUAGUCCAACAGCUUAAAAGGCAACACUAUUCCCUUUUAAUAUUGGGCCUCAACAUAAUGACCCAACCUCCCAGCUGUAUUUCCUUGCAAUAUUCCGUUCAAAGUGUGUAACUGCGUGAUUGUUGUCCUUUCUUUCAGAGUGACUUUAUAAGAUUGAUACUAAGUUAUGCUCCAUUAAAAUGUUUUUCAUAACAGAAA